UCAUGAGUUACUUCCUGUCUUACUGCAAAGCUCAUGGCGGCGCGCUGCUCACCGGCUACCAGGCCCUGCGCGCCGAGGGCUUUCUGUGCGACGUGACCCUGGAGGCCGAGGGCAGCGAGUUUCCGGCGCACAGGUCGCUCCUCGCGUGUUCCAGCGACUACUUUAGGGCCUUGUUCAAGAGCCACACCAGGGAGUCCCGGGCGCGCGUGAUCCACCUGCAUGUGCCCUCGGCGGCCGGCCUGCAGCGCUUGCUAGACUUCAUCUACACCGCCUGGCUGCCGCUCUCCAUGGACACCGUGGAGGACACGCUGGAGGCCGCCAGCUACCUGCAGGUCACUGAGGCCCUAGGGCUGUGCGGCCGCUACCUGGAGCGCCAGCUGGCCCCGGAGAACUGCUGCUUUGCCGCCAAUAUGGCGGCGCGCUUCGGCCUGGCGCACACGUUGGACGCGGCGGAACGCUGCAUCGUGCGCCACCUGAGGGAGCUGCUGGCGCGCGGCGCGGGCCCUGCAGGGCUGCUGGAGCUCAAUCCCGCGUCUCUCAGGGCCGUGCUGGGUGCCCCCGACGUGGCGCGGGUGCCUGAGGCCCGACUGCUGGGCCUGGCUCUAGCCUGGUUGCGGCAGGAGCCCGAGGCCGAACGCCUGACCCACUGCGCCGCGCUGCUCGAGCGCGUCCGCUUCGGCCUGGUGCCCACCGACGUGCUUCGGCGGGUGUACUCGGGCUCCGGCCUCACGCUGCCCACCCGUGUCAAAGGCCUUAUCAUUCAGGCCCUCAACUACCACACGGCGCCCUCCCGCCAGCCGCUCAUGCAGGGCGAGCAGACCAGCGUCCGGAGCCCCCAAACCCGUAUCUUGUUGGUUGGGGGGCGCAGGGGGCGGGAGGCGGUGACCGAGGAGGUCGUGGUCCCCCGGGAGGCAGUCAGGGGCAGGGGCGCUGCGGCGGCGCCCGAGGAAGAGGAGGAAGAGGAGCAGAUGGAGGAGGAGGAGGAGGAGGAGGAGGAGGAGUGGGAGCUCACCCAGGACGUGGUAGCAUUUGACGUGUACAACCACCGCUGGCGCAGCCUCACACGACUGCCCGUUCCGCUACUGGGGCACAGCGUGUGCGUCGCAGGCAACUUCCUGUUCGUCCUGGGCGGGGAGAGCCCGUCGGGCGAAGCCUCCUCCCCACUAACCGACAGCCCGCCGGCUGUCACAGCACAAGUGCACCGUUACGACCCGCGCUUCCACGCUUGGACAGCGGUGCCGGCUAUGCGGGAAGCGCGGGCCCAUUUCUGGUGCGGCGCCGUGGGCGAGGGGCUCCUGGCUGUCGGGGGCCUGGGUGCGGGCGGCGAAGCGCUGGCUUCGGUGGAGAUGUACGACCUGCGCCGGGACCGCUGGACGGCAGCCGGGGCGCUGCCGCGGGCGCUGCACGGCCACGCGGGAGCCGUCGGGGAUCGCGGCGUCGUGUACAUCUCGGGGGGCAAGGCGGGGAGAGGCGAGGGCGGCGCGAGCAGCCUCCGGGACGUGUUCGCCCUGGGCCCCGGGGAGCAGGCGUGGAGCAAGAGGGCGCCCAUGGGCACGGCCCGCUUCGGGCACCACAUGGCGGCACUGCGCGGCGCGGUGUUCGCCUUUCUGGGGCGCUACGAGCCGUUCUCCGAGAUCGAGCGCUACGAUCCCGGCACCGACCAGUGGACUCGGCUGCGGCCGCUACCCUACGACCGCUUCUGCUACGGGCUGGCGGUGGUGGAGGAGACCGUACUGCUGCUGGGCGGCCUUAAGUGGCGGGCCUCACGCCAGGUGCCUACCCGCAACGUGGUGGGCUAUGACCUCGACCUGGACCGCUGGGAGGACAUUGGCUGCGCAUUGCCCUGGGCCUGGAGUGGCCUGCAGUGCGCAGUCCUGCAACUGGCCGAGGGUGGGGACGAGGAGAGGGAGGAAGAGCCUGGAGAGGCUCCAGAUUUAGUGCUGGGCUUAAUAGGUUAGUGCAGCCUCCAGGCCACGGAGGAGCAAGUCACGCCUGACCAGGCUUACAGAGCAACACGUGGGCUUUUCCCAAGAAUGGGACUCUGAAAGCAGUGGCUUCUGAAGGUUAACGAGGCAAACAAGGACUUGGCCUAAGAGGAACAUUUUCCCUAAAGCUGAGAAUGGGAGACAAGAGGGGUCAAAUUUAGAAAGAUAUAUGAAUCAGCUCCACUGAGCUGGGGAUUUCUAGAAAUUCUCAUGCUUGGCUAGAGAUGGACUUUCGAAAAUAAAAUAUGACCCUAUCUUCCCUCUUAAAGUAGUUCCUAGGUGCUAACCAGUGAUUAUUUUUCUGCCAAACAGCCAAAAAACGUACCAUAAGAAGUUGUAUACAACACCCAGAAAAUUGUUAGCUAUAAAGAGUGUGAUAAAUAGUUCUAGAAGAUGACAUUAUCUCAAUAAAUAGGGAAGGGAAAGUGCCCUGGUUAAACAUCAUGCAAUCAUUGUAGGGAGAACUAUGAUUUUAUGAUCCAGAAUCAUGGUUAUAGCUCUGCUCUGAUGGUUUAAUAUAAAUAUCCAACUGAGAGGGGAAAAAAAUCUCUAAAACAGCACCUUAUUUUUGGAGAAAAUAACAAGUUUUUCUGUCCCUUAUCUUUAUUUACCCUAGUCUGCUUUUGCCCUGGCUUUAGGCAGCUCACUGGUUAAGUUUUAUUUCAGCAGCCGUAAUCAUCAGACUCCUCUGGUUUACUGGAUCAUCUAACAAAAGCGAAACAAAAUCCCAUUUCUUUCAUCCUCUUUAAAUGUUCAUUCAGCCGACAUGUUGUAGGAAUAUUUGUACAAAAGUUUUUUAAACUUAUUUUUGGUGGUACCCCUCCCCUACCCUCUGCCCCACCUUCCCAAAGGAAUCACAGAGAAAGGAAAGAGGAGUAGGUGAAAUUUUAAAGUUCGUGUCAGGUAAGUGGGAAACCAGCUUGAUUUUGUAGGAUCUCAGAGAAGAUUCUUAUAUACACUGGACAGAUGCUUCUUCUGGUUUGUCCUACCAAUGACUUGAAACUGGGGGGUGGGGAGUGGGGAGAAGAUGGCUGUGUGAUUAGGUAACAAAGAAAUGUGGUGAGGACUCUGCAUGAAUAAAAUAGGUGCUUUAUAAGGA
Molecule: messenger RNA, 3084 nt
Organism: Camelus dromedarius (Arabian camel)
Lineage: Eukaryota; Metazoa; Chordata; Mammalia; Artiodactyla; Camelidae
Gene: KLHL34
Product: kelch like family member 34
Exons: 1
Coding region: 3-1958 (651 amino acids)
Molecular function (GO): protein binding
Source: RefSeq, a predicted model, not a curated record